CCCUGCUUACUGCGCACAACCAAUCCUAUUGGAACUCAGCAUCCCAGCUCCUCUGAGCAGAUCCUGGAAGUAAUUUCUGCAAUUCAGGAUUUUUUUAAAGCUAAAUAGAAAAUAUUGGCUUAUUUUUUGUUCAUUUUUUUUCUUUUGUACUUUUUUUUCUGCACAAAGAAGGAGGAUUUUUCACUUACUCAUACAGAGGCCAGUUUUUUAAAGCCAGCUAAGGUGGCAUCGGCUGUGCGGCAUUUCAAGCCUCUGGCUCAGCUGAAAAAGAAGGGGGUAGGGAAGGGAAGAUACAGGAGAGAAGCUGGAAGAGGACAAGCCAUCUUAUUUUGCUAUGUGGUAGGAGCUCUCUAUGAGAAAAGAUAGAAUUGUUUACCUUGAACAGUUGGUUCUUAAACCAUAAGGUGUUUUUCCUUGUUUGUUUUUUUUUAACCUCCCCCACCCCUUUUCUUGAGAGCUUUGCUGCAGAGCUUUGGAUUUGGGGGUUUUUGUUGAGGAGGUUUUAUUUAUUUUUAUCGGGUGUUUGUGAGUGUGUGUGUGUGUGUGUGUUGUGGUCCCAGCUGAGUCACCAUGUCUGCUCUGACGCCUCCGACCGAUAUGCCAACCCCCACCACUGACAAGAUCACACAGGCUGCCAUGGAGACCAUCUACCUUUGCAAAUUCCGAGUGUCUAUGGAUGGAGAAUGGCUCUGCCUGCGAGAGCUGGAUGACAUCUCCCUUACACCUGACCCAGAGCCUACCCAUGAAGACUCUUGGGAGGAUUUGACAGAUUUGGUGGAGCAAAUGCGCGAUGAUACAGAAGAUCCUAAUUAUCUCAUGGCUAACGAACGCAUGAACCUGAUGAACAUGGCCAAGCUGAGUAUCAAGGGCUUGAUUGAAUCUGCUCUGAACCUGGGGAGAACUCUGGACUCUGACUACGCACCUCUCCAGCAGUUCUUUGUAGUGAUGGAGCACUGCCUGAAACAUGGCUUGAAAGCUAAGAAAACUUUUCUUGGACAAAAUAAAUCCUUCUGGGGGCCUCUAGAACUGGUAGAAAAGCUUGUUCCAGAAGCUGCAGAGAUAACAGCAAGUGUUAAAGAUCUUCCAGGACUUAAGACACCAGUAGGCAGAGGAAGAGCCUGGCUUCGUUUGGCAUUAAUGCAAAAGAAACUUUCAGAGUAUAUGAAAGCUUUGAUCAAUAAGAAGGAACUUCUCAGUGAAUUCUAUGAACCCAAUGCCCUCAUGAUGGAAGAAGAGGGAGCCAUAAUUGCUGGUCUUUUGGUGGGUCUAAAUGUCAUUGAUGCCAAUUUCUGUAUGAAAGGAGAAGAUUUGGACUCUCAGGUUGGAGUUAUAGAUUUUUCAAUGUAUCUCAAGGAUGGGAACAGCAGUAAAGGUAGUGAAGGAGAUGGCCAGAUUACUGCAAUUCUGGAUCAGAAGAACUAUGUAGAAGAACUCAAUAGACAUCUGAAUGCUACUGUAAACAACCUUCAGGCAAAAGUGGAUGCAUUAGAAAAAUCCAACACUAAACUGACAGAGGAGCUUGCAGUUGCAAACAACAGGAUUAUUACCUUGCAAGAAGAAAUGGAACGAGUUAAAGAGGAAAGCUCCUACAUAUUGGAAUCUAAUCGGAAGGGCCCUAAGCCAGACAGAACUUCAGAAGGUCAAGCACUGAGUGAAGCAAGAAAACACUUAAAGGAGGAGACACAACUACGACUGGAUGUUGAAAAAGAACUGGAAAUUCAGAUCAGCAUGAGACAGGAGAUGGAACUGGCUAUGAAGAUGCUGGAGAAGGAUGUCUGUGAGAAGCAGGAUGCCCUGGUGUCUCUGCGGCAGCAGCUGGAUGAUCUCAGGGCUCUUAAGCAUGAACUUGCCUUUAAGUUGCAGAGUUCAGACUUAGGAGUAAAACAGAAAAGUGAACUAAACAGUCGCUUGGAAGAGAAGACUAAUCAGAUGGCUGCUACCAUUAAACAACUUGAACAAAGAUUGCGCCAGGCUGAGCGAGGCCGCCAGUCUGCUGAAUUGGACAACCGGCUCUUCAAACAGGACUUCGGAGACAAGAUCAACAGUCUGCAGCUGGAAGUGGAGGAGCUCACCCGGCAGCGGAACCAGCUUGAGUUAGAACUAAAACAGGAAAGAGAAAGAAGGUUACAGAACAACAGGAGCAUCCCAGGAAAGCGUUCCCAGAAGCCAGAACCCAAAACGAAGCUGAUGGGCAAGCAGUUCAAGGCAGACAGCAGUGUUCGUGCCACGGAAAGAAUUUGUCCCCCAAAACUGCCCAGGCAGGGCUUAAGAGCAUUGGUAGAAAUUGAGUUUGGAACUUUCCAUUGGUCCUUCAGAGCAGAAAACUCCUCCAGUUGUAUAGGCUAUAGAAGUUGUCAUGACAUUGAGGAUGAGAAGCACAAAAUUCAAGAGGAAAAUGUUAAACUAAAAAAGCCCCUGGAAGAAAGCUACAGGCCGCAGUCUCACCCUGUGGAUGCGCAGGAUCAGCCGCUGCUCUCUGAAAAGCCACUGGUGUGUCAGCUGUGCCAGGAAGAUUGCAGCCUAACAAAGAAUGUGUGUAAGAACUGCAGAGGAACCUUCUGUAAUACCUGCUCAACGAAUGAACUGCCUCUUCCUUCAAGUAUCAGGCCUGAGCGAGUUUGCAAUCCCUGUCAUGAGCAUCUGAUGAAACAAUAUUCCAGCAGCCCAUCGUAAGACUGGAGGCCGAGAUCUGGACCAAAAUGUCUCUACCUGUGUUAGAUGUCAGGAUCCCCUAGAGCCCAGACUUUAGAAUCAACUCAAGAAUUGAUAGGAAGAAUUUAAAUAAGCCAGGUCCAGGGAGAAAAGGCAGUGGUUGGCAGUAACGGAAAUUUUGCUCAUUUUCUUUAAUAACUGUAUGAAUAAAAGUUACUCAGUUGA
Hippopotamus amphibius kiboko is the source of this 2877-nucleotide messenger RNA. It is a transcript of the gene RUFY3, whose product is annotated as RUN and FYVE domain containing 3. Gene Ontology annotation, biological process: regulation of axonogenesis. NCBI's taxonomy places the organism in Eukaryota, Metazoa, Chordata, Mammalia, Artiodactyla, Hippopotamidae. The transcript is spliced from 20 exons. Gene Ontology annotation, cellular component: cytoplasm. The coding region runs from base 571 to 2673 and encodes 700 amino acids. The record is from RefSeq and is a predicted model, not a curated record. Gene Ontology annotation, molecular function: metal ion binding.